AUGCAGACACAAGGCGCAGAGACAGAGUCCCAAAGGAAAGGGAGACUCCGCACUUCUGGGGCACAGAAAUGACUGAUGCACAGUGUAGAGAGCGGUCUCCUAGCUAAAGAAAGGGGCAUCGGUUUUAGCAUUGUUCAGCUUUCAAUCAAAGCGUUUUUUUACAGGAUCUUUCGUGGCGAGAACCGAGGCUGCAUUGUGAAGGCAGGACAAAAUGCUGUUGAGUUUCUGGGAGUUUGUGUGCGUUUUUGUGGGUUUUGGCUGUCUGGUGGAAGGGGUCCGCGGGGGUUAUGGCAUGAGUAUGUUUGCAGCCCAGCAGACCCCCCCAGACCCCUGCUACGACGAGAACAGCAACCCGAGGCGCUGCAUCCCUGACUUCGUCAACUCCGCAUUCGGCAAGGAAGUGAAAGUGUCCAGCACUUGUGGCAAAGCCCCGACCAGGUACUGUGUGGUGAGCGAAAAGGGGGACGAGCGCUUCAGGAACUGCCACAUCUGCGACAGCAUGGAGUCCAGAAAGGCUCAUCCGCCAGCCUACCUCACCGACCUCAACAACCCCCACAACCUGACCUGCUGGCAAUCGGAGAACUAUAUCCAGUACCCUCAAAAUGUUACCCUCACUCUGUCCCUGGGCAAGAAAUUCGAAGUCACGUACGUCAGCCUCCAGUUCUGUUCCCCGCGGCCAGAAUCCAUGGCCAUCUACAAAUCGAUGGACUACGGCAAAUCCUGGGUCCCCUUUCAGUUCUACUCUACCCAGUGUCGAAAAAUGUAUAACAAACCCAACAAGGCUGUGAUCACUAAACAGAACGAGCAAGAGGCCAUCUGCACGGACUCGCACACCGACAUGCAUCCACUUACUGGGGGCUUGAUCGCUUUCAGCACCUUGGACGGUCGCCCCUCGGCUCACGAUUUCGACAACAGCCCUGUCCUUCAAGACUGGGUCACUGCUACAGAUAUCAAAGUGGCCUUCAGCCGCCUCCACACCUUCGGGGAUGAGAACGAAGACGAUUCGGAACUAGCCCGGGAGUCCUAUUAUUAUGCAGUCUCCGAUCUGCAGGUCGGGGGCCGCUGCAAGUGCAAUGGUCACGCGUCCAGGUGCAUCAAGGACCGGGAUAGUAACCUGGUUUGUGACUGUAAACACAACACCGCUGGCCCGGAGUGUGACAGAUGUAAACCUUUCCACUACGAUCGACCCUGGCAAAGGGCCACGGCCAGAGAGUCCAACGAGUGUGUGGCUUGCAACUGUAACCUGCAUGCACGACGGUGCCGUUUUAACAUGGAACUCUUCAAACUUUCUGGUCGGAAGAGUGGAGGAGUCUGCCUGAACUGCCGUCACAACACGGCAGGUCGUCACUGCCACUACUGCAAGGAAGGCUACUAUCGUGACAUGACAAAGCCCAUCACUCACAGAAAGGCAUGCAAAGCAUGCGAUUGCCAUCCGGUGGGUGCAGCUGGCAAAACCUGUAACCAAACAACAGGUCAAUGUCCCUGUAAAGAUGGUGUGACUGGCAUCACGUGCAACAGAUGCGCGAAAGGUUAUCAGCAAAGCCGAUCUCCCAUUGCCCCUUGCAUAAAGAUUCCAGUGGUCCCACCAACCACUGCAGCUAGCAGCACAGAGGAAUCUGCCGACUGUGACUCAUACUGCAAGGCUUCCAAGGGAAAACUGAAAAUAAAUAUGAAAAAGUAUUGCAAAAAAGAUUAUGCUGUUCAAGCUCACAUCUUGAAGGCAGAGAAAGCUGGUGAAUGGUGGAAGUUUACAGUGAAUAUCAUAUCGGUCUACAAACAAGGGGUAAAACGGAUAAGGCGUGGAGACCAAUUCCUCUGGGUCCGCUCAAAGGAUGUUGCCUGCAAAUGCCCAAAAAUAAAAACGGGGAAGAAGUACCUGCUCUUGGGCAACGAUGAGGACUCUCCUGACCAGAAUGGGGUUGUAGCAAACAAAACCAGCUUGGUGAUACAAUGGAGGGACACGUGGGCAAGGAGGCUGCGAAAGUUCCAACAGAGGGAGAAGAAAGGCAAGUGCAAGAAGGCAUAAAGAGAGACUGUGCUGCUUGACUGUGAGCAGGAACCGAUGUUAGGAUAAAAUUAGGAACUUGUGAAGGAACUCAUCUAGCAGUUUGGGAUUUUGGAAUUGCCAAGUUUGCACCUAAUGCUGAUUUCAAAUUCAAAAAUAAACAAGAAUAUAAAAAAAGAUGGACUACUCUUUACAUAACAGCUCCAAAUGUUCUGAAAUGAAGGGCAUUUGUUUCACAACCAAAAUCCUUUCACAGUUGCUCUUCUCUGCAUAAAGCAGUAUGAGUUUUGUUAAAGGGGCACAACAUCUCAAACUGAUGAUAUUGGACAAUUGCUGGGAGUCAUGCCAAGAUUGGUUUGAUCCCAACUUAAGCUGUUAACUUUUUAGCUGUGUAGUUAACCCAAAAUGUUUCAGUUGGACUCUUCCUCCCCAGCCCAGUUUACAUCCGGCACAAUACUUAGUGCUACAUUGUAAGCAGAUCUGCCAAGACUGCAGCCUUUGGCAAUCAAUGUGGAAAUUAUAUUCCAUACUAUAAUAUUUUCAGAGACAGAGAAAAAAAUACUUAAAAAGCCUUCAAAGUGCCAUAACAACACCUUGUUUGCUUUCACUUCAUACCGACAUUCAUCUCACACUUGUUAAGUUCACUGGUGUUUCCUCAAUUAUUGGCUGGUGAUUGCUCUGCUUACUACACAGGAUACAACAUUCUUCUCCCAAGAUUAAUGGAUUACGCCCCUCUGAUAAAUUCUCCAAGCUUGUUGUGCACCUAUUUUAUAGAUGAAUUGUGGUAAGUUGAAUUCACUCACGAUCUCCAGAAAGACCGGCAGCAAAACAGCCUCAAUCAAAUUAAUACAUAAAAAUAAAUCUUUAAAUAGAAAAAAAACCCUUUCAGUAUAAAGUUACUGAAAUAAAGCUAUAUUUUCUUUUCAAAUGAAUUCUGUUACAGGUUCACAGAAUCACUGCACAAGAACAGAAAAAAAAGUAAAUUCACUGACACUUGGUUCUUGUAUCCCUCUUCAAAACCUUAACAUAUAGUCAAAUUCAUUCAAGUUUCUAUUUGUAUAGUUAGUACUUCAUUAAAAGUCUUGGAUAGAUUUGAAAGUACUCUCGACUGGAAAUAUAACUUUUUUGUUAAAAAUACAACAAGGGGAUGUACCUGAUUCCUCUUCCCACACCCGACAGGCCUGCUGGUUCAGAUCCAUCACCUACACAGCAAACUUCACACCUACAUCUCUUUGUAACUGUGUAGAUGAUUACACGCAAUGAUUUACUGCUUGUUCCAGUGACCAAUUUCAGUUCCAUUGGGGCAAGGUGACAUCUCAACCUUGCUGAUCAGUAUCUCCAUCAAGCAACCAACUCAGGUCGCACAUAUGACCCUUGCCUUUGCUGUGACCCUGUUAACAAGUGUGCACAGCUCAUUCUCUAAUCAAUCACAGCAGCAGACUAAAAAAUAUAAGGUAGAAGAAACUAACAUUAAACCAGUCACAUAUUACCACUUUAAGAUACUGCAUAAAAUUGAUUUCUUAGUCUAAAAAUAAGAGGUACUAAAGAAAUGAAUAAGUUUUGUAACAGGGUAAACAUCAUCAAGGUACCUCAGUUGCAGUUAGCGUAUGAUGACUAUAAGACUGACAUAAUUGGAAGUGUGUUUAUAUUGAUGUAAUGUAGUUCUGGAUAAAGACUUUUAUAUCAGUUCAGCCAUACUCCAGCUAACUUAGACUUUAUUAUGACUCUUUCCCCUGUUACACAGACCUGUCGGGCUCUGCUUUUACCUGUUAAUAAGUUGAACUGUAAAUGUUGUUUAGUUAUGGUCAUUGCAUAGUUUGCAAUGUUUUCCUACAAUGCAUACUAAUAUAUUAUCAUUAUUAUAUAUGAAUAUAUUUAAUUACACAUAAAAUUUGUGGAUUUUUUUUGGUUGUUAGAUGGCUGUAAUUGAACCAGAUGUGAACAUGUACUAUAACUGCUGAACACCCACACUUGAUAGAAUUAAAUUCAGAAUUCAGUUGAAUAAAGUCUUGUAAACAAUA
Carcharodon carcharias (great white shark) is the source of this 4026-nucleotide messenger RNA. RefSeq names its product netrin-1. Bases 212 to 2026 code for a protein of 604 amino acids. The transcript has 7 exons. Lineage: Eukaryota; Metazoa; Chordata; Chondrichthyes; Lamniformes; Lamnidae. The record is from RefSeq and is a predicted model, not a curated record. Gene Ontology annotation, molecular function: protein binding.